AUGCGGCGCGGACUUAUGAUCUUUAUUUUGGUCAACCUCCUUAUCCUAUCACUCCUAAUUCGCAGUGUCUCCACACUCUUGUCACUACUGGUCGAAGAUGCCGCUGCAGACGCCAUUCACCGUUCCGAAUUGCCAUCGCCCAAUUCCAGUCUGAUCGAAACGCGCCCUCAGAUAAUUCCCAAGAUUAUUCACCAGACCUACAAGAAUGAGACCAUUCCCGAGGUCUGGGUCGAGGCCCAGCAGAGUUGCAUUGACCUGCACCCCGACUACGAGUACAUUCUUUGGACCAACGAGAAGUCGCGCGAUUUCAUUGCUGCCGAAUACCCCUGGUUCUUGGAUACCUUUGAUGGUUACAAGUACCCCAUUCAACGUGCGGAUACCAUUCGUUACUUUGUUCUGGCCCACUUUGGCGGUACAUACAUCGAUCUAGACGACGGUUGCAAUCGUCGCCUCGACCCCCUCCUCGCCUACCCGGCUUGGGUCCGCCGUACUGUGCCCACUGGUAUCUCCAACGACGCCAUGGGUUCCGUUCCACAACACCCAUUCUUCCUCCGUACAAUUGAGUUGUUGCAAAAAUACGACCGCAGCUGGCUGCUUCCCUACAUCACGGUCAUGUACACGACCGGUCCCCUUUUCUUGUCCGUCAUCUGGAAGGAGUACAUGCAGGAUAAGCCCAGCGAGUCGGGCCGUGUGCGCAUUUUGAUGCAAGACGAGUACAACCGCUUCUCUUGGAGCUUCUUCACCCAUCACACCGGAAACAGCUGGCACGGCAAGGACGCCCGCCUGAUCUUCUGGAUGGGUCAACACUGGGUAUUCCUAACUUUUAUGGGUUUCGCUUUGGCUGGUGUUGUCGGAAUCUGCCUCUGGUGGACCUACGGCCGCGUGGCUCUCCUAGGAGCCCAAUACCGUUACCGCUACACCAAGCUGCCCUCAAUCAUCAGCCCAUCCCGUCUUUCCUCUUCGCCCACCCGGCGUGCGCGAAGCAUGAUGCCUACCCUUCUCCGACGGGUCAGUUUCAAGGAAGACGAGGAGCAAGCUGGGGCCACGGAAACCUCAUACGAGCUUGGUCGUCGUGACGACUAA
This is a messenger RNA of Penicillium verhagenii, 1083 nucleotides long. Its product is annotated as glycosyltransferase family 32 protein. The record is from RefSeq and is a predicted model, not a curated record. The transcript is spliced from 4 exons. The coding region runs from base 1 to 1083 and encodes 360 amino acids. Gene Ontology annotation, molecular function: mannosyltransferase activity. Gene Ontology annotation, biological process: mannosyl-inositol phosphorylceramide biosynthetic process. Lineage: Eukaryota; Fungi; Ascomycota; Eurotiomycetes; Eurotiales; Aspergillaceae.